GUCAUCCACGGGCAACUGGACAAGGCAGCUUCCUUCUCUCGGCCUGACAGGCCUGCGCCGAGAAGGCCGGGCAGAGGCGGGUCCCACGGCUCCCUGCACCUGGACUGCGCUAGGGCGCUAGCUGCCAUCUACGUGCUUGGCACCAGGUUAGGCUCGCUGCUCACAGGUCGAGCGCGACGCGCAGCCAGAAGCCCCACCCUGCGCCCCUGGACGCCAGGCCUGCCACCUCGGCCCAGCACAUCUCGAUUUGCACCAGCCACAUUUCAAGGGCUCGCUAGCAACAUGUGGCCAGUGGUGACCAUACUGGACGGCACAGCGACGCCACCAAGGGGCGGGGAAUGGCGCGCGGCUCCGAGGCCUCAUUUUGAUUGGUGGGUGGCCAAGCACCUUUCGGCUCGUCCCUGUCUGGCCCGCGCUCCGCCCCCUCGGUGUGUUCCGCAAGCUGAUUGGCCAGCCUCAUGGCGAGAGCGGCUAGUGCUUACUCAAGACCAGCCUCGCGGGGCGGGGUCGAAGGUGGAGAUUUUGGACGCGAAGACGCGGGAGAAGCUCUGCUUCCUGGACAAGGUGGAGCCCCAUGCCACCAUUGCCGAGAUCAAGAACCUUUUCACCAAGACCCAUCCGCAGUGGUACCCUGCCCGCCAGUCUCUCCGCCUGGACCCCAAGGGCAAGUCCCUGAAGGAUGAGGAUGUUCUGCAGAAGCUGCCCGUGGGCACCACGGCCACACUCUAUUUCCGGGACCUGGGGGCCCAGAUCAGCUGGGUGACGGUCUUCCUGACCGAGUACGCAGGGCCCCUCUUCAUCUACCUGCUCUUUUAUUUCCGGGUGCCCUUCAUCUACGGCCACAAAUACGACUUCACGUCCAGCCGGCACACAGUGGUGCACCUCGCCUGCAUCUGCCACUCAUUCCACUACGUCAAGCGUCUGCUGGAGACGCUCUUCGUGCACCGCUUCUCCCACGGCACCAUGCCCUUGCGCAACAUCUUCAAGAACUGUACCUACUACUGGGGCUUCGCCGCCUGGAUGGCCUAUUACAUCAACCACCCUCUCUACACGCCCCCCACCUACGGAGCUCAGCAGGUUAAACUGGCACUCGCCAUCUUCGUGAUCUGCCAGCUUGGCAACUUCUCCAUCCACAUGGCCCUGCGGGACCUGCGGCCUGCUGGGUCCAAGACCAGGAAGAUCCCGUACCCCACCAAGAACCCCUUCACCUGGCUCUUCCUGCUGGUGUCCUGCCCCAACUAUACGUAUGAGGUGGGGUCCUGGAUUGGCUUUGCCAUCAUGACACAGUGUCUCCCAGUGGCCCUCUUCUCCUUGGUGGGCUUCACUCAGAUGACCAUCUGGGCCAAGGGCAAGCACCGAAGCUACCUGAAGGAGUUCCGAGACUACCCGCCCCUGCGCAUGCCCAUCAUCCCCUUCCUGCUCUGAGCCGCUGCCCGCCUCCCAGGCUCUGCCCAGCCAGGCGCUCAUCCCGCUGCCCCAGCGUCCUUCUGGGGGAGGAGCGGGGACUACCACUCUCCAGCACUUGGAAUAAAACCUGCCUGUCCCUGCCAAA
Molecule: messenger RNA, 1552 nt
Organism: Ailuropoda melanoleuca (giant panda)
Lineage: Eukaryota; Metazoa; Chordata; Mammalia; Carnivora; Ursidae
Gene: TECR
Product: trans-2,3-enoyl-CoA reductase
Exons: 16
Coding region: 283-1425 (380 amino acids)
Biological process (GO): very long-chain fatty acid biosynthetic process
Molecular function (GO): oxidoreductase activity, acting on the CH-CH group of donors
Source: RefSeq, a predicted model, not a curated record